Molecule: messenger RNA, 6457 nt
Organism: Salmo salar (Atlantic salmon)
Lineage: Eukaryota; Metazoa; Chordata; Actinopteri; Salmoniformes; Salmonidae
Source: RefSeq, a predicted model, not a curated record
GGUAACGUUCGUAUUCAGCCUCCAUUUUGUUAGCCACUUUCCUUUUUUCCCAAAAUAUGUUACCUUCCCGCCAGAAUAGUACAUUCACUAAUCAUAUCAAUGACAUAAAUGGAUUCAAAUAAUCAAAAGGGUUGGUUAUAACGUAGCGGCUGUGCUACAACGGCAUUAAAUGAGUACGUUGGUGGACUGUAGUUUAUGGUCUGCCUGGCCGGUUCGAUGCAAAGGUUUGGAAACACGCGCCAUUUUGUGAAAUUUACACAAAAAAGCCUUAAAGAGAACAGGGUCUUCAGGUUUGUAGUCGUCAUUUUUAAUCAUGAUUUGGAAGCAAUGCUGCUCUCGUUACAAUUAAUGUGUCGAUCAGCUAACAGUAUACAUGCCUAGCUGCAUCGAAAUGUUGGUUUCCCUAUGGAAUACAUUUCUGCCGUUGACCGCGUUGGAUAGUUGACUGAGGCGCUGUUGAUUUGGAAAAAGAAUUGACAUCUAUUCAGAGGAGUGAGGGUUGUACGUUGGGAAAUCUGGGGGGCUCCAUGGAGAAGAGACUGUAUUCAAUACAUCGCCGUAAGGCAUUGGGGAUUGUAAAUGAGGAUAUUUUUCUGGAAUAGGAAGACUGACAGGCAGCGACAAAGGAUCAAGCCACAGAGCCGACAAGAACAGACUCAGAAGCAUCUCCUCCACAAAAUAAUUUGGCCAUGAAGAAGCUUUUCGGGGAGACCUUUGCGAGCAAGGACACAGGCAAGACGUUUACCAACACCAUCAAAGAGGAGGAGGCAUCCUACAAGGCAGCAUUCCAGUGGAUGGUGAUCCACUGGCAUGGUGGAAAAGCAAUGAGUGCAAAUACCCUCACAUUGCCAUGAUGGCAAGACGCUACCUGGCACUUCAGUUCCUAGCGAGAGGGUGUUCUCCACGGCAGGGGACAUAGUGACUGCAAAGAGGUCUACCCUCUCCCCAGACAAUGUAGACAUCCUCAUCUUUUUGAAAAAUAAUUUGAAGAUAUAAGCGCAGGAGAAGAGACUUCAGCAUGCAAACCUUCAUCUGUCCAGCUUGCUCCCGUGUUUUCGUUCCACGCUUCUGGGCUUCUGAUGGCUGCUCCCAUUCCCCAUUCGCACCAGCAGUACAGUGAGCAGCGCCAACAGACUACUGACCCGUCUGUGCCGGCUCUGCCCCACAGCGAGCAGGCGCAGCAGUCUAUUGCCAGCCAGGUGACCCCUGAUGUUGUCAUGUUACAGAGGCGCAUGCCCCAGUGCUUUCGUGACCCGUCCUCGUCACCCCUGAGGAAGCUCUCUAUUGACCUGAUCAAAACCUACAAAUGCAUCAACGAGGUAUACUAUGCAAAAAAGAAGCGGAGACACCAACAGGGCCAGGGCGACGACUCCAGUCACAAGAAAGAGAGGAAGGUCUUCAACGACGGCUAUGAUGAUGACAACUACGACUACAUCGUCAAAAACGGGGAGAAAUGGAUGGACCGCUACGAGAUCGACUCCUUGAUAGGCAAAGGCUCGUUUGGACAAGUUGUAAAGGCAUAUGACCGUGCAGAGCAGGAGUGGGUGGCAAUUAAGAUCAUCAAGAACAAGAAGGCUUUUCUUAAUCAAGCCCAGAUUGAAGUGCGGCUCCUCGAGCUCAUGAACAAACAUGACACGGAGAUGAAGUACUACAUAGUUCACCUUAAGCGCCACUUCAUGUUCCGGAGCCACCUGUGCUUGGUGUUUGAGAUGCUCUCCUACAACCUAUACGACCUGCUGCGGAACACAAACUUCCGUGGUGUCUCACUCAACCUCACACGCAAGUUUGCCCAGCAAAUGUGCACAGCACUGUUGUUCCUGGCCACGCCUGAGCUCAGCAUCAUCCACUGUGACCUGAAGCCCGAGAACAUCCUGCUGUGCAACCCCAAGAGGAGCGCCAUCAAGAUCGUGGACUUUGGCAGCUCCUGCCAGCUGGGACAGAGGAUCUACCAGUACAUCCAGAGUCGCUUCUACCGCUCCCCAGAGGUACUGCUGGGCAUGCCGUACGACCUGGCCAUCGACAUGUGGUCCCUGGGCUGCAUUCUGGUGGAGAUGCACACCGGAGAGCCCCUCUUCAGUGGGGCCAAUGAGAUUGAUCAAAUUAACAAAAUAGUGGAAGUUCUGGGUGUCCCUCCCAAUUACAUAUUGGACCAGGCGCCCAAGACCAGGAAGUUCUUUGAGAAGAUAUCGGACAGCACGUGGGGUGCAAAGAAGACCAAAGAUGGCAAAAGAUAUAAGCCGCCGGGCAUGCGGAAGCUGCACAGCAUCCUGGGUGUGGAGGCGGGGGGUCCUGGGGGGCGGCGGGCGGGCGAGUCUGGCCACGCUGUCGCUGACUACUUGAAGUUCAAGGAUCUGAUCCUUCGGAUGCUGGACUACGACCCCAAGAGCCGCAUCCAGCCCUACUACGCCCUGCAACACAGCUUCUUCAAGAAGACUGCGGAUGAGGGGACCAACACGAGCAGCAGCGUGUCCACCAGCCCCGCGCUGGAGCAGUCCCAGUCCUCGGGAACCACCUCCAGCACCUCCUCCAGCUCAGGAGGGUCGUCUGGCACGAGCACCAGUGGGCGGGCGCGCUCGGACCCAACACAUCAGCACCGGCACAGCGGAGGUCACUUCAGUGCUGCUGUGCAGGCCAUGGACUGCGGAAAUCUCUGCCCACAGGCGAAGCAGCCGUUCCCUCCCCCAGUUGGCUGGGCUGGUGGCAAAGGGGCGCAGACAGUGACAGUGGAGACCCACCCCGUCCAGGAAACCACCUUUCACGUGCCUCCCCAGGCGCCCAAGGCCAUCCACCCCUUGGCCCCCGGCAACAGCUCCUCUGCCCACCAGCACCAUCACCACGGACACCAUCACCCCCACCACCCCCAUGGACAGCAGGGCCUGCCUGCGCGGCCCAGGCCCCGCCUCUACCACUCCCCUAUCAACAGUGCCUCCACAGAGAACUCGGUGGAGGUGGUGCACGGCCACCUGUCUAUGACCUCCCUGUCUUCCUCCUCCUCCUCCACAUCUUCCUCCUCCACCGGGGCCCAGGGGAACAAGGCUUACCAGCUGCGCCCGCUCCCCGCCAACGCAGCCUUGGACUUUGGCCAGAACGGCAGAAUGGGACUGGGUGCCUUCUCCAACCCCAGGCAAGAGACUGGGAUGGCGGGCCACCCCACCUACCCCAUGGGCAUGAGACAAGGCAUAGACCGGGAGGAGUCGCCCAUGGCAGGAGUCUGUGUACAGCAGAGUUCUGUCGCCAGUUCGUGACUAAACUGAGAAUGUUUUGUUUUUUUUGAAGGUGGUGGGUUUUUAUUUCAACAAAAAAAGUGCAUAAAGAAUCAAAAAGCUGCUUUAAACUAUAGGGGGAGAUUAUCACUUACCCUCUACCACAGUGCAAAGCCCACCAUCUCUCCAACUCCUCCCCAUGCCACCCUUGGGUUUCUCUCUUCACUUUGGUUUCAAAUGGGAUUUUUUUCGCUCUACCAUUUUCAGUGUUCACAGGGAAUUAGAUUUUUCCUGCAAACGAUCUUGCAUAACAUACUUCACAACAGUACUGAAACAUCCAUUCAUUUCACAUACAACUCUCACUCGACUCUGCAUGGUUUGCAUUAUUCCUUGUUAUUGUCAGCUGAGCGCUUAGAAGUCUGUGGGUAGAAAAUGACGUAGACAUGAUUUGUUAACGGCUAUUUAGUAAAGAAAUUGUUACAGCACCAUAACAUUUCCAGCAACUCCUAUCCACACAUUUGCACUUUUUUCCAUAUUCGGCAAGAAUAAUUUUCUCUUUGGAUUUAUGUUCUCAUUUGAAUUUUUCUGUUCUGUUGUGCAAUUCUACCUGUGAGCUGUGAGACCUGAAGUGUAUACUACAAAGCAGGACAAAUGAGCUUUUAUAAACAACCAGGUUGUUGUCAUUAGACCAUUUCCAUUUCAAGCUUAUAUAUUUAUUUUAAUAAGUUAUUUACAAAUAUUUAGGCAAUUUGGCUGGCUAACUAAUUGAUCCUGCUUUGUAGUAUACCUGUCUAUAGAGUGGCAGAGGAUUGAAGCAUUAUGCAGGGAGUUUCCAUCUCGCUGGGUUUGUCUGUGUCACGCUUUCUUUGAGAGGAAUGUGGAUGCGCUGCGCUGGGGGCCAGCCAUGUACAGCUGUGCAGCAAAGUGCCAUGCUGGGAGGCCCCAGGCCAGUAAAGGUGGGCCCUCCCCUGGACUGGAAAAAGGCCACACUGAAGAGAUGUACUUAGGAGCAGUGGCCAGGGCCGAUCCACCCCAAACCUACAGUACAGAUGUCCGGGCAGUGUCCGUUUUUUUUUAGAUAACUCUUUGGCCUUAUGUUUUUUUGGACUCUGAAAUUAAGGGUGGGGGGGUGGGGAAAGAAGCUGGACAUUAUCGUUUAAAUGAGAAAAAAGCUUUCCUCUAUUUUUGCAGUUUGGAUUAAAAAAAAAAACAUAAUUCUUAACAAAGAAAAAGUAGGAAAAAAUGGGUUUUGAGAAUGGUAAUUUGAGGCCUUUAACUAAAACGUGUGACUUGCGAGGUCCAGUGAUUGCCGGGCCUUGUAAGUUCACAGAAAUAUUUUUGUUGCAAGAUGGAUGGAAUUAGCUAUGACUGUGUCCCUUCCAUCUUUUUACUUGCUUUUCUUUGUUUCUUCAGCAUGUGGUUCCUCCAACAGAGCUUCUGCAAAAAUGUCUUCUGUUCAUCUUCAAAAUGAAAACAUGCUGAAUUUUAUGUGACUGCUUUUUUGCCUCACAAUUAUGCUGUGAAUUUUACAAGAAUUUAUUUUCCCUUUUGAUAAUUUAUUGUACCAAAGCUGUUUUUAUAGCACAUAGAUGUCUGUAACCAAUAAUGUAGCAGUUCUGCACUUUGACACAAGGUGUAUCAAGACCUUUUUUAAAUGUCAGUAAAAAUGGCUGUAUCUAUUGCUUUAGCAAAACUGGAACUGUUGUUGAACUCAGUACAUUUACUGUUAGCUGUAUCUUCAACAGAAUUGGUUGUAAGGUUUUUUUCUCUCUAAAAAGACAAAAAAAUACAAUCAAAAACAAAUAUCUCAUUGGUAGAACUUUUUUCUGUUCUCAAGGACUUGAGGGACAAUAAAUGCCAACGCUGGUUGCUACUCUGCGGGUUCCGGAGUAUCAGUAUGGUGGCUGUUAGUUGAGGCAAGUCCUCGUAUUCAUGAGUUGAAAGUGAGAGAGGGAAGAUGUGAACAGUGCAUUAAUCCUUCAAUUUGUGACCAUGUAUUCAGAGGCUGUUUCAAACGUGCCUGUCUGGAUAAAGCUGCCUUAACUACUUUCGGCAGUCUUCAUGGCAGUGGCUAAAAUGGUUUUCCCCCCUCAAUUUAGAAGCAACCUUUUUUGACCUAGCUAGCAGAGAGGCACUGUACACAUCCACAUUUUUAGGUAAAAUCAAUUUUUGACUGAAGCUCACACCAUGGGUGUUGAAUCCAAAAGGAAACUAGUAGGGACUAAUGGUGUGAGAAGUGAGCCCUGCCUGCUGGAGUGUCAUACUCCAGUCUCAUCAUGUGAUGCCUGAGGAUACAGGAGUACUGGCCUAAGUUUUGUACGCGUUGCAAAAAUGUAAGGGGGCGGCAACAGCUAGAGGAAAGGUGUCCAUGACAUCACAGGCUUCAGGUGUUUACUUUUCAACCCCAUUUUAAUAGCUGAAAUAGAAUUUAUUAUGUAUAUAUUUGUAUUUUUUUAAUAAAGGAAGUUUAGAACUCACUACUUUUUUCCUAAUGGUAUUUUGAGUACAUUUAAGUCAAUGUGGAGACCAUGCAGUGGAAGUUCUGUGAUAUUAGUCAGUGGGUAACCGUGCUUCCAGGCCAAAGUAGUUGACAAUGCCAGUACAAAUGCAAAACUUUUAGGGUUUAAAUUAACAGGAGAGUAGAUAUUCAUACCUUAAAUGUUAUAGACAGGGUAUAGUGUGUGGAUGUGUCUACAAACCUGAAUGACAGCUGUGUUUUAAUAUAUAAAUACAUAAGCAAUUAUGUACAUAUAUUACAGGAUCUAUUUUUAGGUGCAUUAAAAUUGGCAUAAGCUUCCACCGUGGGGCCAUUUGCAGUCGGGCUACUGAUGUGUGUGUGUGUGUGUGUGUGUGUGUGUGUGUGUGUGUGUGUGUGUGUGUGUGUGUGUGUGUGUGUGUGUGUGUGUGUGUGAGUGAAAGCCAUGAUCGUCAACAAACAUCCAACUUUUACUCCCAAGUGUUCAAUAUCAUUUCUGCUCUGCUCCCUGUUUCAUUGGAAUACAGGCUUUUUAUUGCCACCCUUGCCUUCCUGUCCCCCAGUCGUCUGGUUUUGAGUGAUUGGUUACAGGACAUCUGACGUGCAUUGUAAAGAUUAAACGGCAUGGGAAAAGAUAUACCUGUGUCCACAGAUUGUAAGAUCUAGUCAAUACUUGCUCUGUAUAUGAGAAUGUUGCAAACAUUGAAAAAAAUGGACAAGCCCUUUGUAUUAUAUUCAAGCGGUCUUAUGUAUGAUAAAAAAAAAUUAUCAACUUGUA